Molecule: messenger RNA, 438 nt
Organism: Mercenaria mercenaria
Lineage: Eukaryota; Metazoa; Mollusca; Bivalvia; Venerida; Veneridae
Exons: 5
Coding region: 1-438 (145 amino acids)
Source: RefSeq, a predicted model, not a curated record
AUGUCAAUAGCUGACCGAAGUGAACAUCAGGAAGUUAAAAUUUAUCUAAAAUUUAUAAGUGAGAAUAAAUUUGAUAUCAAAGUGGAUAUCUCCCUCCUAUAUAACCCCCCAACCAUGAACAAAAGCGGAUGCAUCAUCAUAAGUGUUGCCCUGUGCAUCUUUGUAUCCAACGUGGAUGCCGUCUGUGAUCUACAGCCAGCAUAUGCCAUAGCAGAAACAGCGCCAAAUGGUACUGUUAUAUUUAAUGGAACGAAAACUCAAGGAGAUACUGUAACAUUCCAAGUGAAAAACCUAAAUGCUACAAAGGACCCACAAGGAUUUUUUAACCAACUAAGCGAAGCUCUCUUGCUAACUAACAACGAUACAACCUUUAAGUUUGAAAACACAAAACCACUAGAUCUGGAGCAGUUUUGGAUAAGUAAAUUCAAGAAGAAUUGA